Acanthosepion pharaonis is the source of this 1623-nucleotide messenger RNA. NCBI's taxonomy places the organism in Eukaryota, Metazoa, Mollusca, Cephalopoda, Sepiida, Sepiidae. The record is from the annotation of a GenBank genome assembly.
AUGCACUACAGCGAUCAGAAGAUGAGAUAUUACGCAAAAACAACCCCUACUAGAUGUUCUUGCUCAUAUCAUUUUCGCUCCGUCUUUCAUUUGCUGCCUCACUGUGUCUUUUUCAGUCUCACUAUCUCUGUGCCUCUUUGUGGCUCCCUAUCUCUGUGCCUCUUUGUGGCUCCCUAUCUCUGUGCCUCUUUGUGGCUCCCUAUCUCUGUGCCUCUUUGUGGCUCCCUAUCUCUGACUUUGCUUGACAUAGUGACUUUGUUUGUCUUUCCUUUGCACUUUGUCUGUAUCUGUUUAUGUCUAUCGGUCUUACUGACAUUUUUUAUCUCAGUGUCUGGGUCUUACAGUCUUCAUCUCUCUCAUAUUCUGUUUAUCUCUCUCUCUCUCAUAUUCUGUUUAUCUCUCUCUCUCUCAUAUUCUGUUUAUCUCUCUCUCACUUCACUCUCUCUCUUCACUCUCUCUCACUUCACUCUCUCUCUUCACUCUCUCUCUCUUCACUCUCUCUCUUCACUCUCUCUCACUUCACUCUCUCUCUCCUAUUUUCAUUCCCUCUCUCUCUCUCUCCUAUUUUCAUUCUCUCUGUCUCCUAUUCUCAUUGUGUCUCUCUCCUAUUCUCUCUCUCUCUCUCUCCUAUUCUCAUUGUGUCUCUCUCCUAUUUGCAUUCUGUCUGUCUGUCUGUCUCUCCUAUUCGCAUUCUGUCUGUCUGUCUGUCUCUCCUAUUUGCAUUCUGUCUGUCUGUCUGUCUCUCCUAUUCGCAUUCUGUCUGUCUGUCUGUCUCUCCUAUUCGCAUUCUGUCUGUCUGUCUGUCUCUCCUAUUCGCAUUCUGUCUGUCUGUCUCUCCUAUUCGCAUUCUGUCUGUCUGUCUCUCCUAUUCGCAUUCUGUCUGUCUGUCUGUCUCUCCUAUUCGCAUUCUGUCUGUCUGUCUCCUAUUUCAUUCUGUCUGUCUGUCUCUCCUAUUUGCAUUCUGUCUGUCUGUCCUAUUCGCAUUCUGUCUGUCUUGCAUCCUGUCUGUCUGUCUGUCUCUCUAUUCGCAUUCUGUCUGUCUGUCUCUCCUAUUCGCAUUCUGUCUGUGUCUCUCCCUAUUUGCAUUCUGUCUGUCUGUCUGUCUCUCCUAUUCGCAUUCUGUCUGUCUGUCUCCAUCUGCAUUCUAUUUGCAUUCUGUCUGUCUGUCUGUCUCUUUCCUAUUUGCAUUCUGUCUGUCUGUCUGUCUCUCCUAUUCGCAUUCUGUCUGUCUGUCUCUCCUAUUCGCAUUCUGUCUGUCUGUCUCUCCUAUUUGCAUUCUGUCUGUCUGUCUGUCUCUCCUAUUUGCAUUCUGUCUGUCUGUCUCUCUAUUCGCAUUCUGUCUGUCUGUCUGUCUCUCCUAUUCGCAUUCUGUCUGUCUGUCUGUCUCUCCUAUUCGCAUUCUGUCUGUCUGUCUGUCUCUCCUAUUCGCAUUCUGUCUGUCUGUCUGUCUCUCCUAUUCGCAUUCUGUCUGUCUGUCUGUCUCUCCUAUUCGCAUUCUGUCUCUCCUAUUGGCAUUCUGUCUCUUACUAUUGCUCUCUCUCUCUCUCUCUCGCUUUACCCUUUUUUCUCUUUCUGCAUAUAUUUUAUUUGGUUAAAAUAUAUAAAAUUACUUUCUCAAAGUAA